AUUGACCGCUCCAUAUUUUUUUCCUCUGUGCUGAAUUUUCCUCCUGCUGGAGAAAGGAGAUAAAAACAACAUUGACUGGGGGGAAACUGAGAGGAAGAAUAAGGCACAACGGAGAAAUAAAGGAGGUGGAGGGAAAAGUGAAAUAACAGGAGAAUAUCCGGAAGAUUGGAGGAACAGGUUUUGGAGAAAGAGCAAGAAGAAGACGCAGCGCAAGUGGAGAACGAGACUUGCAAUAUACAUCUUUUUUUAGAAGUCCUUGCUUUUGUGUGCAGAUUUUUGUGAUUCUUCUUUGAAGACUGAAAGGAGGCGACACCAUGACGACAGAAAUGCAGGAGAUCGCCAUCACGGAGGAGAAGCCUUUACUCACGGGUCAGGCUGAGGCAAAGGAUGUCGAACUGGCCGCCAGGAUACUCCUGGACCAAGGACAGGAGCACACUAUCGAGACCCCUCAAGGUGUCCUGCACGUGACCCUGCACGGCACACGGACCACCCGCAGGCCUGCCAUCCUCACCUUCCAUGACGUGGGUCUGAACAGUAAGAGCUGCUUCUCUCCUCUGUUUAAGUUCGAGGAGAUGCAGGAGAUCGUGAAGAACUUCACCCUGAUCCACGUGGAUGCUCCGGGGCAGGAGGAGGGGGCCGCCGCCUACCCUGUAGGUUACCAGUACCCCUCCAUGGACACUGUAGCAGAGAUGAUUCCUGCUGUCCUGCAGUUUUUCAACUUCCGUACUGUAAUCGGAGUCGGUGUGGGAGCUGGAGCGUACAUCCUCUCCAAGUUUGCGCUUGCAAACCCAGAUUCAGUGGAGGGUCUGGUUCUGGUCAACAUUGACACUAACGCCCGAGGAUGGAUAGACUGGGCCGCUCAGAAGCUCAGCUCCGUGACUUCCUCCCUUACAGAGCAGAUCCUCUCCCAUCUUUUCAGUCAGGAGGAGCUGUCAUCAAACACAGAUCUAGUGCAGUCUCACAGAGACCGCAUCUCCAAAGCCUCUAACCUGAUCAACAUAGAGCUCCUUUGGAAGACUUACAACAGUCGCAGAGACCUGAACAUCGAGCGCAACAGCACCUUCAAGUGUCCCGUGAUGUUGGUGGUGGGAGAUCAGGCUCCGUAUGAGGAUGCUGCUGUGGAGUGCAACAGCAAAAUGGACCCAACAACAACCUCAUUCCUAAAGAUGGCUGAUGCUGGUGGUCUCCCUCAGCUGACCCAGCCGGCAAAACUGACCGAGGCUUUCAAGUACUUCAUCCAGGGAAUGGGCUACAUGGCUUCAUCUUGCAUGACCCGCCUGUCUCGCUCCCGCACUACCUCCCUCUCCUCCUCCUACUCCAUGGAUGGCUCCCGCUCUCGCUCCCGCACCCUGUCCCAGGGCUCACAGGGCGGCCAGAUGCCGCCUAGCCCCUCCCAAACAAUGGAGGUGUCCUGCUGAAGCAAAAAAACAACAUAAUAAAGAGAAAGAGAGAGAGCGAGUACGAGUGAGAUAGAGAAGAGGGCGGAAGGCGGAAGGAAGGGAAAGAUGAAGCAUGAGAGUAAUGCAGGAACAAGACGAAUGGGUUACUUAUUUGUCACUAAACAACUCCCAUCAUUCCCCUUAAGAGCAGAAUAGGAAAACAGACGAGAAGAGGGAGGGAGAAAGAGAAAGUGAAGUAUUUCAGAGAAAUAUUUUGCACCACAUACAAGCCCACUCCUUUUCCUCACAUCCCCCCUUCCGGCUGUUAAAGUGGAUUGGGCUGUUCCAUAACAAAGAAACGAAGUAUGAGCUUGAAGAGAUUAAUUAAAAAGGGGGAUGUGGGGAAAGAAUGGCAACCACCCUUGUCUCCCUCCCUCUUAUGGAUCCUCAGUCAGCCAAUAGCGCCCUUUAAUUUAGAUACGGAGGCCUAUAGAAGACCACACACCUUGCGUUAACCGAUAGUAAUAAUCCUAAAGAUGAUAAUGUUCUUGAUGCUGAUGAUAAUGUUCUUGAUGCUGAUAUUGAAGCUAAUGAUGAUGAUGAUAAUGUAAUAGAAAAAAAAACAGUAACACUUUUCUCUUUAUUAAGCAAUGACAUAGAUAAAAAAAAAACAUACUAUAGCGGAUAUAACAAUGUGUGUCUACUACUUUUUAAGCUAGUUUUUACUGUGUAAUUUUUGCUUUUCUUUUAAUCGGAUUUUAUUUUCUUAACUGUAACCUGCCUCCGCAAAGGGGCUGAAGCGACUGGUUGGUUGACCUGUUGUGUGGCAACAGCCAAUGAGAGCCAUUAUAGUGACUACUUCCUCCUUGAUGUUGCCAGGUUGUUUAUGUCUUCCAUUCGCCCCCCCGUCUACAAGUGACCGUUUUCGUUUUCCCCAUUUGUAAGAGGAAUCGGGCAGGAAGUUGUUUGUUUGUUUGUUUAUGUUUGGACUGUUUGGAAAAACUGCAUGCCUGUAUCAGCCCAUGUGAAUAUCGACUGGAUACUUUCUUUUUUUAUUCUGGAUGUGGGUGUGUGUGUGUGUGCUGCUUUGUUAGCUUUAAGUGUUUAGCUAACGUGGGAGGACUGAAGGAAAGCCUAUGUGAGACUGAGGGUGUUUGCUAGCACCCUAUGGUUAGCAGUAGUCACAGUCUGAAAAUAGUGCUUCCAAUAUUGCCGACAUUCUCGCACUGCGUAACCUGAUAUCCACGUAGGCGUACUACUACACAGGGAGCAUUACAUCACCGAAGUAGCAUGCUAGCAUGGAUAUUACAUUUCAGCGUUAUAGGCGUGGCCAAAAGAGAUCACUGUGUUUAUCAUCUGGGUUGUAAACUCUCAGCCUCGCCAGCGCGCAGAUACCUCCUAACAAAAACCCAGCUAGCAUACUUGAGUGAGGUAAAAUGAAUGCUCGCUCCUCUCUAGCAACAAGUGGCUUUAAUUCAAGCACCAGGGUCGAUGAGAGUGUUGAGUAUGUGCGAUGUGUGUGUCUGAGGAUGGUGAAUUUGAGGCGUAUGGAGGCGUUUGUAUCCUGUAAGCACAAUUAUUAAUGCAGCAAAAAGGUCCAGGGUCCCAUUGAAAAGUUAACUUCCUGAUCAGUCAUGAGACCAAUGAAACCCCCUGUGACUUAUUCAUGACAAUGUACCAGCCCCUUCACUGCCGAAGCAUUCAGAGGAUAGGGUCUACAAAUGUUACAGGGCUGCACCUCUUGAUACAGCCAUGAGAGGCUAAAGCUAAUAUUUGCAGCUUGAAACAAACCAAAUUGGAGUUGCAGCCAAUGAAUAUUCUUACUGCCAAAUUUCAGAGCCUUGGUGAAAAUAUGAUAUGGGGUGUUUUCUAUUUAAAUCUUGCCGUUAGUCGUUUUGUGACCCGAAAUUGCACAAUUUUGCAUUUUUUCAAAGUGUCUCACUGAAUCUUAAUUUCUUAUCCAACAUUUUAAAAAGCAGAAAACCACAAAGCUUACCACUGCCCUACAUCACGUAGCCAUUUGAAUGACCGUUCUUUUAAUAAAAGGACCCUUAUUUGGACCCAAAGUGAUAUCCUCAGAGUGCAUGUGUGUUUGUAAGCGUGCCACCUGUUUCUGACUUCUUUUUUUUUUAAUUCUUUGAUAAGCAGUAUCAUGUUUUUUUUUUAGUUUGAGGGUUGCCUGUUUGUUUCAUAUGCCGUCUAGUGCUCCUCUCCCAAACUCUGUGGGUGGAGAGGCUCAGAUUGGAGCUUUGAAUAAACUGGUACUCUGGAAGUGUUAAUGAUGACAACAGUGAUCUGUACAAAAUGGGAUGUAAAAACCAAGAUACUGCCAUUUUUCCCGGAGAGUUGAAGUGAGGAAUGUAAAUAUGUGGCUAUAAACCAGACUUCAUUUUAACUCCAACAACAGAUCAUGGCGACAUCUACCAAAUAAGGAAUAAUGGGUGGAGCCUAGAAAAUAAAAAUUGCCAAAUAAGGAAAAAGGAGAGGUACUACUUCAUGGAGAGUUAAGCAAGGCUGUGUGAUUGUAAAUGCUUGUCCAAUUUGUCUUCUGUUUGUCUCUUUAUUUUGACUUUAUCCAUAUUUUUCUCUUUCCCUUCAUUGUUUUUUGGAAUUUAAUUUUUUUAUUGUUUUACCUCUGUGAAGUGUUAGUUUUACCGUCCCAAUGUGCUCACAAGUUAGUUAACCGUGUGAUAGUUCUUGUGUAACUUUUCUAGCAUUAGAGCUAAUAAGGGAGAAUAAUAUAAUUAAUAACAAUUAAAAAAAAAUACAAAAUAAAAAAGGUAAAGAGAAUACAAUCAAAUUUACAUGUGUGGCUAAUUUCUGUGUAAAAAAAAAUGAACAUCCUAAAAAAAAGCAACCUUAAAUAUUAAUAAAAGCUUAUGAGAAAUA
This is a messenger RNA of Notolabrus celidotus (New Zealand spotty), 4268 nucleotides long. It is a transcript of the gene ndrg2, whose product is annotated as NDRG family member 2. Gene Ontology annotation, biological process: signal transduction. Gene Ontology annotation, cellular component: cytoplasm. Bases 315 to 1418 code for a protein of 367 amino acids. The transcript is spliced from 16 exons. Lineage: Eukaryota; Metazoa; Chordata; Actinopteri; Labriformes; Labridae. The record is from RefSeq and is a predicted model, not a curated record.